CGACUGCUUAGAAAUUUACAUGCUUAGUACCCUUUUCGUCCAUGAUGACCUCGAGUGACUGUUGCUUCACAAUGCGACGAUAGCUUUUGAAACCUAGUCAGAACAUUCAUCAUGGCACAAAAACCUGUGCUUAUCUCGGGCGCCGGGCUGGCGUCGCUCCUGCUCGCGCGUUCUCUUUUGUUGUCGAAGAUUCCAUUUCGUGUCUUUGAGCGCGACGCGUCUCUCUCUUUCCGGGGACAAGGAUAUCGUCUCCGACUCUCGUCUGAAGGGCUAGAUGCGAUUGAGUCGGUUCUUGACCCGGCGGCCUUUCAACGCUUCUAUGACCGCUGUGGCAAGACAGGUGGCAGUGGGUUUACAGGCUUUGACGCCAUCACCGGUGCCGUUUUCGAAGAGAGCAAAAUGGGGGAGAGCCUCGGAUCGAGAGACGGAAAGAUUGUCGGCAUAGCUAGAGGUGAAAUGAGGAAACUGUUCAUGGAAGGGUGUGAGGAAUUUGUGCAAUUCAACAAACACGUCAAAGGUUAUGAACUGACGGAGGACGGCGUUCGGGCCAUAUUCGCCGACGGUUCGAAAUCAGAGGAAGGGUCACUCCUGAUCGGCGGUGACGGCAUCAAGUCGAGCAUAGCCAAGCAAGUGUCUGGCGGUCGACUCAAGGUCUACGACACCGGUGCAAGAGGCAUCCAUGGGCAAGCACCCACGACAGCGUUCAAAGGUCUGGGGGAGGGUGUUUUUCGACUUCAAGACGACUCGAAGCCUACCGGACGAGUGGGACUCAUAACGAAUGUGAGACCCAAUGAUAUGGACGAUGCCAAUGUCGAAUUCGGUUGGACGCUGUCGGCCAUGCCUGGCGUGAUCAAGGCCCCGAACGACGACUACACAAUCGUCGGCAAAGUCGCGGCUGAUAUUGCCAAGUCCCUCACGAAGGACUGGCAUCCUCGGUUCAAACCUCUGAUCGAUCAAAUGAAUGAACCCGAAGCGGCGUUCUGGAAGAUCACUUGCUCGACUCCCAGCGGAGUGCCAGAAUGGCCCAACGAGCCUCGCCUCACGGUGAUUGGAGAUGCAGCGCAUUCAAUGACCCCUGCUGGUGGCCUCGGUGCGAACACUGCCGUCAGAGAUUCAGCUCUACUAGGACGAUUAUUGCAUGAAGCUGGCGGGUACAGAGAAGGGUUGACGGCCGAGUAUGAGAAGGGAAUGAGAGUGUAUGCGAGCGAGGCUGUGGGACAAAGUUACGGCAUGGCCACGAAGAUGUUCAAGGUUACGAUCAAUGAAGCAUCACAUACAAUGGAGGCAGAGUAGGAGAAGAGCAGUAUACAUCUAUUAUUACCCAGGUGGUCAGUGUAUUGACAGUGAUUGGAAUGAUUCCACGAGAGGAGUUGAUAUGAUACGUGGACGUCUACCUG
Messenger RNA from Exophiala oligosperma, 1397 nucleotides. RefSeq lists its product as uncharacterized. Bases 112 to 1293 code for a protein of 393 amino acids. The record is from RefSeq and is a predicted model, not a curated record. NCBI's taxonomy places the organism in Eukaryota, Fungi, Ascomycota, Eurotiomycetes, Chaetothyriales, Herpotrichiellaceae. The transcript is spliced from 2 exons. Gene Ontology annotation, molecular function: FAD binding.